GGCGCCUUUUGGGGGUCAUGUAAAAUGGUGCCAGUAUCAAACAUCGAUUUUUCUCGGUCCUAAGAAACCCCGACCCUUCGGACAUUUCGGAUGCGACGAGAGAGAUGGGAGGAGGAGCGAUGAGAACCGCGGCGAAGGCCGCCCUCGGGGGCUACCGCUCAGCGGGGCCGCUCGCUGGCCAGGCGGCGGCUGCCCGGAGGGCUUCCAGGCCGCCGCCCGCGACCGUCUCCGCCGUGUCGCCGGCGGUGGAGGGAAGCCCGGCGGUCCCCCUCCUCUCCUCCGAGAAGGGCCGGAGCGACGCCCUCCCGGUCCAGGAGAUCCAGCAGGCGUCAUGGGAGAUCGACGACUGGGAGUUCGCCGGCGGGGAGGAGGAGGAGCUUCACGCUUCACUGCAUCCGGCCCCGAGGCUCGUGUUCGGGCCCGUUCCGACCCUGGAGGAGGCCAAGGAGGCGACUGCCGAUCUGAAGGAUGCCGUCGAGAGGGCAUACUUCUCUCCAAGUAUUGAGGUUUCUCUAGAGGGAGUUCAGGGAUGUGCUUCUUGUGAAAAUGUAGCACCAUUGCAGUCAAUGCCUAAACAUGUUGUCCAGGCAUUUUCAUUGCUGCAUGGAAGCCCUGAAGCUCAGAAUGUUGUUGCUUCACUUGCUGCUGAUAAGAAUGUUUGGGAUGCUGUAAUGAAAAAUGAGAAGGUUAUGGAGUUCUACAGGACUCAGCAGUCCGUUGUUCUCCGGCCUGAAACAAAUGUAGCUUUUGAGGAAUCUGUUGCUGAAAAUGUGUGCACCAAAGAAUUUCUGGAGAGCCCAAAAACUCCUGCAGAAGACUCCCAAACCUCGGUCUUCGCAGAAAUAGUCGGUAACAUCAAGCGGAAAGUAACAGAGAUGGUAAAUCAUUUGUCCAACUUCCUUCAAGAUCUUUUUGGGACUUCAACGGGAGCUCAGAGCUCUACCAGCACAAAGAGAACUGGCACCACUGAGCCUAAUGUGGAUGGCGCUAUAGGGGCAUCCUUCAUAGCAUUGGCAAUUGCAGCAAUCUUGGUGGUUCUGGUCAAGAGAGGAUAGUUUGAGAAGCUAAACUGUCUGCUACUUUGAUGUAAAUGCACAAUACUGUAUCCAAACAUACAAUAAACUUACUUCCAUUGCAUUAUCAUCUCUCAUGGAUUUAUAUGGGGAACUGAUUUUUGGAGAGACCUGUGGUAGUGGAAUCUCUUUUCAUCCUGUGUCUGUUGUAUCUAUGGGUUGAGCUCAUAUAUAAGAACAUAAUGAUGAAGUGGAAUGGUUUAUCAAGAAUUUCUCAUUGGUGUCA
Molecule: messenger RNA, 1299 nt
Organism: Phoenix dactylifera (date palm)
Lineage: Eukaryota; Viridiplantae; Streptophyta; Magnoliopsida; Arecales; Arecaceae
Source: RefSeq, a predicted model, not a curated record